Magnusiomyces paraingens is the source of this 1857-nucleotide messenger RNA. RefSeq lists its product as uncharacterized. The transcript has a single exon. Gene Ontology annotation, cellular component: nucleus; cyclin-dependent protein kinase holoenzyme complex. The coding region runs from base 1 to 1857 and encodes 618 amino acids. Gene Ontology annotation, biological process: regulation of cyclin-dependent protein serine/threonine kinase activity. Gene Ontology annotation, molecular function: cyclin-dependent protein serine/threonine kinase regulator activity; protein kinase binding. The record is from RefSeq and is a predicted model, not a curated record. NCBI's taxonomy places the organism in Eukaryota, Fungi, Ascomycota, Dipodascomycetes, Dipodascales, Dipodascaceae.
AUGUCUGAAAAAGCAGCCUUGGAAAUCUUCGUCACUUCCCCAAUCUCAAAUGCCAUGGUUUCAUACCUGGCUUCUACAACCUCUUCUGUCAUUCGCUGUGACGGCCCGGCGCCUUCUGCAGCUUCUGCUGAAGCUACUACUUCUACUUCUACUUCUACUUCUACUUCUACUUCUACUUCUACUUCUACUUCUACUUCUACUUCUACUUCUACUUCUACUUCUACCUCAUCAUCAACAACAACAACAUACACUCCCAGGCCACCUCUCUCAGCCGCUCAGAUUAAUGCUGCAAACCAAAUCAUGUAUCCUUCUCCACCAGCAUCUCCUUCAAAGGUUACUAACAAUGCACCACCAUCGUCAUCGUCAUCGUCAUCGUCAUCGUCAUCGUCAUCAUCAUCUUCUUCAUCAUCAUCUUCACAGCGACGGCAGCAGUCACAUUCGCAAUCUCAGUCACAUUCACAUUCACAUUCACAUUCACAGCCACAACCCCAAUCACAGCCACAAUCACAACCUACUCAAGACCCACAACAAAUUUCAGGGCCUUUAACUGUCCUACCUCCUUUGACAGAAUUUAUCCACCACCUGGUGCGCAAAUCUAACGUUCAAACAGCCACCUUGAUGACCACCCUGGUUUACCUGUCGCGGUUGCGCAGCCGGCUGCCACCGCUGGCCCGUGGUAUGCAAUGCACACGGCAUCGUAUCUUCCUCGCAUGUCUCAUCAUGUCAGCCAAAAACCUUAACGACUCAUCUCCUAAGAACAAGCACUGGGCCCGCUUCUCAAUGGGUCUUUUCUCAGUCGCAGAGGUCAAUCUCAUGGAAAAGCAAUUAUUGUACCUUCUCAAUUGGGACUUGAGGGUUAAGGAGAGUGAUUUGAUGACCAACUUUGCACCUUUCCUUAAGCCUAUUCGAGACCAACUGCGAGCAGAGGCUCAAGAAGCAUACUUUGCCAAGGUCCAGCAACAACGUGAGGAGCAACAACGUCAGCAGAUGCUUUUGCAACAACAACAAACUCUACAGCAACAACAACAUUUGCAACAGCAACAACAGUUACAACAGCAACAGCAGCAAUAUUAUCAGAGCCAACAAAAACAUAAGAGGGUCCGUAACACGCCAUCAUUUGCAUCUAUACCGUCCACAGUAGCAACAACAACCACAACAACUACCCACUUUGAAGAGCUUUCUCCUGCCCCUCCCAUGUACAAGGCUUCCAAGUACCGCCCGGCGCAGUAUCUUGUUACAUCCAACUAUGGGAACGGGUACCACUUAGAGCACCACUCUUCGGGAUUACCGAAAAUGACACCCACCAGCAUGCUUUUAAAUUCCGCCUCCCUUACCUCGUCAGAAGCUAAACCGUCGUCGCCAAUGCUUGAUCCUGCGAUUGACUAUUACUAUACUCAAGCACGAAUGGCUCAGGUGACACGCGCGUCUGCUGCGCAGGCCAAACACAGUUCAAGCAUGGGAAACAUUAAUGAACGCCAGUCACUGGAAGCGAAUGUGGGAUCUAAGAAGCAUGGAGAAAGUGGGUCGCGAAGCUUAAGAUCGCGAUCUGGACAAAGUUCUAGCACUGGAUCUAGCAGUCGAAGCAGUAAGAGUGGAAGCAGCAGUACUAGCAGCAGCAGCAGUGGUAGCAAGAGUUCUAAUAGCAAAAGCUCUAGCAGUGGAUCAAGCAGCAGCAAGAGCUCUAGCAACAGCAACAGCAGCAGCAGCAGCAGCAGCAGCAGCAGCAGCAGCAGUAGCAGCAACAGCAGUGGCAACAGCAGUAGCAGUAGCCGAAGCAGUCGAAGCAGUCGGAGUAGCAGAGGAAGCGGUAGUAGUAGCAGCAGCAAUCACCAUCGCCACCACUCCGUUGCUGUUUAA